This is a messenger RNA of Ixodes scapularis (black-legged tick), 474 nucleotides long. Its product is annotated as nicotinamide N-methyltransferase-like. The transcript has 3 exons. The record is from RefSeq and is a predicted model, not a curated record. Gene Ontology annotation, cellular component: cytosol. NCBI's taxonomy places the organism in Eukaryota, Metazoa, Arthropoda, Arachnida, Ixodida, Ixodidae. Gene Ontology annotation, molecular function: N-methyltransferase activity. The coding region runs from base 1 to 474 and encodes 157 amino acids.
AUGAUCGUCCUGAAAAAGCUGCUACAAGCUGGCACUGCCGGCUUUAAAUGUGGCAGUUGCAGACCGAGGGCUUUUUCAUCGAAGACAAGGAAUUACAGUUCGGACACCUUGGCAAGCAUGGAAACCCAGGCCCUGAGAGAUACUUACAAAACAAAAUUUCUGGCACAGAGUUAUAUGGAUAUGUAUGGCCAUUAUCCCCCAGAAGCUGUUGUUCCUGCAGCACGACAACUUCGGGGCAUAUUCCACUCGGAUUUGGUUCAGGGCGAGAUUUUGCUGGAAGUGGGCAGCGGUCCCAUGGUCUGGUGCUCGCUCGUAGCCUCCAGUCGAUUCAAGCACAUCGUGCUGAGCGACAUAGCCGAAUGCAACAGGCUCGAGCUCGAGAAGUGGCUGAACAAGAAUAAAGAUGCCAUCGACUGGACCACUCGUGCCGAGGAGAUUGCUGACUUGGAAGGUUAUAGGUUAGUAUGGGCAUAA